Molecule: messenger RNA, 876 nt
Organism: Ochlerotatus camptorhynchus
Lineage: Eukaryota; Metazoa; Arthropoda; Insecta; Diptera; Culicidae
Exons: 3
Coding region: 1-876 (291 amino acids)
Biological process (GO): regulation of transcription by RNA polymerase II
Cellular component (GO): nucleus
Molecular function (GO): protein dimerization activity
Source: RefSeq, a predicted model, not a curated record
AUGACCGUUUUUGAUUUGACGGUGAUUAACUGCUCUUCGCUGGACGGACCGGGGAACGAAAUUGCCGGGAUCCAGACGAAGGCAGAGAAGAAGCAGAAGCAGAAGGCGAACCACCAAAAACCAACAAAACAACCUGCUGAAGCAAGAAUGGCGAUCGCGAUUGUGGUGCUUGGUGGUGGUGAUGAUUGUAACAACAUUCGAUCCGCGGUCCGUUUGGAAGCGAUGGCAACAUCCCUCGUCUCCAAUGGAAUGGUCAAUGAAGUGGUCCUACCGUUUACCGGAUUAAGAGAAUCUCGAGCAUUUAAAAUGUCUCUUUAUCUCGAUCCCAGAUUUACAUACCUCAGCAGCAAAAUAUUUAAUGCCGAGGAGAAGGAUCAAAUACAGGGAUACAUUCUGGAUACUUGGUCAAGAAUCUGCCAACUGAAUCAACCCGAGCCGAUCGAGAAAUCGAUCGAACAGGUGAUGAACACAAGUCACGAAUUUGAUGAUUUCCUGACCGAAAUGUCUGGUGGCUCAGCGCCUAAUAAUGACACGGAGAACAGGUCGUUCAUUCAACAACUGAAGGCGUUGGAUUCCGAGCCUCGACAGUCUCACGAUUACAAUGUCUGGCAACACUGGCUAGAACGUAAAAACACACAUCCAGAGCUUUACGGUGUAGCAAUGGUGGUCCUCUCAACUCAUUCUACACAAGUCUCGGUUGAGAGAAGUUUCAGCGCUCUUGCCCUUGUUCUUUCUGACCGUCGAGUAUCACUUGGAGAAGGGACACUAGAUAACACCUUGCUUAUCAAACUCAAUAAGGAACUACUCGAGCGAGCGAUGGUUGUUUUAUAUGGCUGCAAGGAUUACCCGUCGGUGACCGUUGCACCUAUUAUUUGA